AUGAGAAUUAAGCUUCAUUAUCGAGAAAAUCGGAGCUUUCGAUUGUAUUGGAAACAAUUCAACGAAAAGUACAAUGAUCAACAGAUCUCAAGCCGUUACGAUAACAUGGGGUACGAUUAUAUCUUCAAAACUUAUCUGAACCGAUUGUACAAUCAUGAAGUGGCAAAGGGAAACAAUACGUUCGACUACAGAAGCUAUGAGACAUUCACCCAAAUGUAUACGACCGUCUACGAAAUGGCGCACCACCUCCGCUUUUUCUCGGACUCUCAAGAAAAGAUUUUGGAAUCCGAAGCCGAAGAAGAUAUUCGAGUGUUCAGUCGAUAUCGAGAAGAGGAAAUUGAUGAGUUUGAGCAAAAAAUGGAAAAACUCAGAAAAGUCGAUCAUUCGUACCGCAAGAAAAUUGCCACCAUUGAUUUCAACACGUUUGUCGCUUACCAAAUGGGCUUUUGCACGAUCGAUUUGAGCGACACGGCCAAUCAUUCUCUCUUCGACCUUGGAUUCGAAGCUUUCCACAAUUUUGUCAACACACAUCGAUGGAAGGAUACUAACGAAACGUUGAACCGAAACUUUUUGUUCUACCAGAAUACGUCCGGGAGCUGUGAGCAUCGAUUCAAUUAUAUCCACAAAGACUACCAUCAUGGGCAUUUUCAUCAGAAAAACAGUCGAACUGGCGCGAAGUUCUACCUUUUCAGCGAACACGAUGAGAUCACGAAUGAAGAUAGGGAAAAGCUUAAUACAAGCCUCAAUGAAAGUUUCUUGAAGAGUCAGUUGCCGUCAAUUCUCCCCAAAACCCAGGAAGCCUACCACGAGGCGGCUGUCAAAAUUUGUCAGAAAAAAGUCAAUAACAAGCAUAAGUGUCGGUUCGUGUUGACGACAACAAAUGACUGCAUUUACCCGCGUGAAAGCGAUAAUCCUUUCAUACUCUUUUUGAAUCCACACAAGAACAUCAAAGUGGUGAUCGGAAUC
Molecule: messenger RNA, 966 nt
Organism: Mesorhabditis belari
Lineage: Eukaryota; Metazoa; Nematoda; Chromadorea; Rhabditida; Rhabditidae
Source: the annotation of a GenBank genome assembly